AUGUUUAGGCUGAGGCAAUACUGUCAAUGCCUCCUCCCCUUCCGCCGGAAGAGAGCGAUCAUGGUUGAUUGGAUUCUUCUCUCCAUCUUCGCCAUCUUGUUCACGUCGCUCUGUGUUAUCAUCAUCAGCACGUUGACGAUGGAAGAAUUAGCACCAGGGAUGUUGGCCACCUCCGUUGAUCGUACUGUCGCUAAUCACAUGCAUAAAUCAAUUUCGUCAGUGAACGAACAUGAACACAAGACAAGUACAAAACAUGGGAAAAAGGAAAGUAUUUGGCAACCUACGAAAAAGAUACUAUUUUGGAACAAGUACUUCGGAACAGAAGACUACGAGCUAAAACUAGGAAAGAAUUCGUUUUUAGAAGCCGGUUGUCGAGUAACAAAUUGUCUUUUGACGGCUGAUCGGACACAGUUGAAAGACAGCGAUGCAGUCAUCUUUCACGCCAAUGAUUUCAACGAAAGAGAUAUGCCCGACCCUAGAUAUCGCCGCUACGAACAACGUUUCAUUUUUUACAACUACGAGACUGUACUCACUGCUAGCGACAUGCCCGUUUUCAGUCAAACUAAACAUUUCUUUAAUUGGACCAUGACUUAUCGAAGAGAUUCAGACAUUUACGACGUCCGGCCGUACGGUUCACUUAGAAGGCGGGCCGAUGCGAGUCUCCCACCUUCAAGUAUGCCCAUCAGACUCACACCGUACACACAACCACCUGAUCCAGCCUCCCUGAUGACGCCAUCCUCAAACCGUUCCAAAAGUCACCCAAUUUUAGCCAAAAAGAAGAAAUUACUCGCUUGGUUUGUGUCUCGCUGCCACUCCGACAGCCUCAGAGAAAAAUAUUUCCAACUGGUUGGCCAACACGUGCCCAUCGACAUUUACGGUGGAUGUGGUCCGCUCAAAUGCAUGCCUUCGAGGAGCGAAAAGUGCAACAAGUUGCUGGACAGCUACAAGUUCUACGUGGCUGCCGAGAACGCCAUUUGCGCCGAUUACGUUUCAGAGAAAUUCUACCGAGCCCUGGCGUCCGACAUUGUUCCCGUCGUCUACGGAGGAGCCGAUUAUUCCGCCUACGCUCCACCAUUGUCCUACAUCGAUGCCGCAGAUUUCGUGUCUCCCAAAGCCUUGGCUAAUUAUCUGAAGCUGCUUCAUGAAAACGACGGCCUCUACUUGAAAUACUUUGACUGGAAAAAGGAUUACGAAGUGGUGAGUCGACCGGCCGACGGUUGGUGUGAGCUUUGCGAGAAACUCAACGAUCCCAAUCAACUUGCCAAAGUUUACAAAGAUCUUACCGACUGGUGGUUUCACAAAGAUAUACCCUGUCUCUCCGGAUAUGAUUUUCUUGAAACGUUGCUUCCUGUUACUUGA
Molecule: messenger RNA, 1359 nt
Organism: Daphnia carinata
Lineage: Eukaryota; Metazoa; Arthropoda; Branchiopoda; Diplostraca; Daphniidae
Product: alpha-(1,3)-fucosyltransferase C-like
Exons: 2
Coding region: 1-1359 (452 amino acids)
Cellular component (GO): membrane
Molecular function (GO): alpha-(1->3)-fucosyltransferase activity
Source: RefSeq, a predicted model, not a curated record